Lates calcarifer (barramundi perch) is the source of this 4033-nucleotide messenger RNA. Its product is annotated as putative nuclease HARBI1. NCBI's taxonomy places the organism in Eukaryota, Metazoa, Chordata, Actinopteri, Centropomidae. The record is from RefSeq and is a predicted model, not a curated record.
UUUGCUAUCCAUGAUCACGUAAUCCAUUUUACACUACUCACAAUAAGUUAGGGAUAUAUUGGCCCCAAUAUGUAAGGCACACUGUACACAGUGAGACCAUUACGUGGAAAACACAAAAUGAGGUGUGUCUAUCACCCCAAUACAAUUGCCUCCCUAUCCCAAAAAUCUCUGAAGUGAAAGAAACACUGUAUGUAUGACAUCCACUGAGUCUCUCACAAUAUCCCUAACUUAUUGUGAGUAGUGUACUUUUGAGCCGGUUUUUCAAAGCAACAUUGGAUUGGAUCAAUCUGAUCCAGAUAGAAACUUUUCAGGAUCACCAAAUCUGGAUAACCAGCGCUCAAAUAGGAUAGGAAAUCACAAUGUAGAACUAUAGAUAUGUAAAGAGCAACAAGUAGAAUAGCCAGUAAAACUAUAACACACACACACAAAAAAAACACCCUCUUCCAGCAGUCCGCUCAUCUGAGACCUACAACAAAUAAAUAAAACAUUACUCACAAACACUGUACAUUAAGGAUAUUUAGUUUCAAACAAGUUUCAAAUAUAGAUGUAUUGAAUUCAAUAAAAAGGCUUAAUGUCAAAUACUCAACAAUAAUUUCAGAGUUCUUCAUCUGAUGUGGAGAGACCAGCUUGUCUGAGCUUGGCCUUUAGGAGGCGGAUCUUAAGUCUGGCCUUGGUUUGCUGUAGUUUGGUGAGAGUCAGUUGUUCCUCUGCCAGACGAAUCUGUACUUCUGCCCUUUCAGCCUCUUUUUGCAGAAGUGCCUUGUAAUCAUCAUCUUUGUUUGAUGAAGGACGCUUCAAGCCUUUCCUCUGAGAUCGUGUGACAACUACUGCUGGCUCUACCAGUGAGGAUCCAGCUUCUUCCUCAGUAACAGAGCUGAGAUUCAAAAUAAAUGUGCUCUCUGGAUCAGCCUCAGGAGGAACUGGCUGACUCUCCUCCUCAAUCCCAGACUCGCCAUCCCCUACAACACCUUGAAUACCAUGCAGAGCUUGCGACUUCUCACCUCCAAUGACGUCGAGGACCACAUCUGUGUAAUCUCCCCUCUUAAAGGGCUUGUUGCCUGUUUGUGGGUUUUUGGCUUCAGCAUGGUCCUUUGUUGCCCUGGCCUUAAGAUUCUUCCAUCGAAACUUUAUUUGGUCUGUGGUCCUCCUCUGGCCAGACCCUAUGGCAUUCACAUCUUCUGUGAUUAAAAUCCAAACAUCAUUUUUCUUUUUGUUGGUAUCUCCACCCUUAGCUAUACCUAACACCCUCUAGUAGUGCAUUGGUUUCGGCAGCAGUGAAAUUACAGCUUCUUGAGUCCAUGGUUCCAUUGCUUUACUAUAGUGAACAUUGUUCAUCAUUUAUAGGCCUUGGGUCUGAUUGCCUCAAUUGAACACAAGCCAAAACUAAUUAGUGAUAACAGGUGUGUUUGAAAAGACACACAAUUACACAGCCAUUUAAAUCAGCCUUUCUCAGAGAAUUCACAGAGAGGGUCACAGAGAGACCGUGAAAUGGCAGGUGUUGUCCACCGCCACCACCACUUUGCCAGGAGAGGAUACCGUCAAAGGGUGUAUGUUGAGUGUACCAAACUGCUGGAGCAAUACACCACUGAGGAGCUGUAUGCCCAGUUUUGCUUUGGGAAGGUUGAUAUCGAGUACCUUGUGAACCUUCUCUGGCCAAAACUACAACACAGAACCCAAAGGAGUCACGGUCUGUCUGUGGAAGACCAGAUCUUCAUUGCUCUCCGAUUUUAUGCAUGUGGCUCUUUCUACCAAGUUAUUGGUGACUCUAUGGGAGUGGCAAAAUCAGCUGUGUGUGAUGUGGUGAAAGAUGUGUCAAUCGCAUUGGCCAGCCUGGUCAAUUAAUUUGUUUCUUUUCCAAAGGACAACCAGAUUGCCCAGGCCAAGUGCAGCUUUUUUCUUUUGGGGAAUAUGCCCAAUAUUAUUGGAGCAAUCGACUGACACGUGCAUAUACAAGCACCUCGUGAGAAUGAAUGGGAGUUCAUAAACAGAAAGGGGAGGCACAGCAUCAAUGUCCAACUUGCGUGUGAUGCUGACCUCAUCAUCACCAACUGCGUUGUCAAGUGGCCUGGGUCUGUCCAUGAUGCAUGCAUCCUGAGGGAGAGCGCUCUAUAUAGAGACCUCCACCAACCGACCAGAUGAAUAAUAUUAGGAGACGGUGCCUACCCACUCCUACCAUGGCUGAUGACCCCUUUUCUGACAGCAAAUACACUGACGCAGGCACGCUUCAACGCCACUCAUUGCACAGCAAGAUGUGUAAUUGAGCAUUUAAAUGGAGUUCUUAAGAGGCGCUUCACAUGCCUUAACUACCUGAGAGCGGAACCACAGAGAGCCUGCAACAUAACCCUUGCCUGUAUUGUCCUGCACAACAUCGCUACCAAGCGCAAUGUCCCUCUCUAUGCUGACAGUGAUGCACCUGAGCCCCUUGGAGACCCUGACCAACCUCCUGCAUUCUGCCAGAACGAGCAAACAGGACGUGCAACAAGGGACACAAUAGUUAGAAACUAUUUCUGAUUUGGAUUUGUUUUGGAUUUCCAGUGAUGCCAUUGCUUUGUUCUGUUUUAUCAUUGCAUGCAUUACUAAAAAAUAAUCUAAAAACAAAACAAAAAUAUCUUUGAUUGUGAUGACUACACAUUAAUUAAUGACAGAAUUAAAUAUAUUAUUUAUUGACAGCUGUUUGGGAGAUUAUUUUAUGAGGCCAAACUCUUUCUACUUUGCUGUAGGCCUAUACUGAAAGGCUGAAUAUAUUAUAACCUACCUAAUCACUGUAGCCUGAUGGAUGAACAAAUCAAAUUAAAACCUUAUGAAUAAAUAGGACAUCUUGUAAGUUAUACUGCAUGAUCCAAAUAUAGUAUUAUUUGAUACAAUUUUAAAGUUUCAUUAUAUUUUGGGCCUGAAAUCCACGCUGAAUCCACCCUUCUGAUGGGAUCAGUAUAAUCCAGAUUUUUGGAUCAAAGUGAUCCCAAUCCUACUAAAAAGUUCUAAAAAACCCAAACUAAAGGUUUGAUCCGGAUCAAAACCAAGACUGGAUAAUGUGAUCUAAUCUGAUUACGUAAUCCAUUUUUUCUUUUGAAAAACCCAUUUUCGGGAUUUGAUCCAAUCCGUUAUCCAAAAUCCGAGCAGAUUACUUUUGAAAAAUCGGGCCCAGGUCUGUCCUAAUCAAUGAUGUCUGUUUGUUCUUUGGUUUUUUACACCACCUUCUUCUUCCUGUGUUUUGUAGCUGAGCAGGUUUGUGUCAUUAAACACUGUAAAAAGUCGGGAUCUGUCCUGAGAGCCAGGUCCAUAUUGGAUCAAAUCAUUGAUAAUCAGAUCUGUCCUAAUCAAUGAUCUUUUCUCUAAAAUGAGUAGAGUGACUUUGUCCUUCUGUUAUUGUGGAUCAUCAUAAUGUCAGCCUUCUACAGACAUCAUCCAAAUGUCAGCACAACAUUCAUACACCUGUUCAUGUCAACACAGAUUCAUAACAUGCUGCUGACCUCAGUCAAUCUCUAACUAGAGGAUCAAUAUCAGAUCAGACACGUUGGACUGAAAGUCUGUUUGUUCUUUGGUUUUUUACACCACCUUCUUCUUCCUGUGUUUUGUAGCUGAGCAGGUUUGUGUCAUUAAACACUGUAAAAAGUUGGGAUGAGUCCUGAGAGCCAGGUCCAUUUAGGAUCUGGUUCCAAGUUGGUAAAACACCUGGAUUCAUUAAGACCAAAGCAAAGAAAAAGAAAAGACUGACGACAUAAACAAACGUGACGACUCAGCAACACUGAUGUUACCAACAAACAUGGCCGACAGGUGAAAAAUGUCAUAUUUACAGGAGGAACAACAAGUCCUUUAAACAUUGAUCGACCUUCCAACAUAUUUGUAUAACUUUCUAUCAGAGUCAGUGUUUGUCUGCUAACUGCUUCAUAAAUCACUGUUUAAAUGACCAACUGCACUGUUUCCUCUACUAUUGUUUUUGGCUAGAAGGAGAACACACACAGCUAAAGCAGAAACUACCGGUGAUAUGAUGAGUUUGUAGCAGGAAAAGCAUCAUCUGCCCCUAGGUGAAUCG